GGGCGCGGCGGGCGGAAGCGCAGGCAGAGGCUGUGCCACCGGCAGCACCCGGUUCAGCUCGGCCCGGCACCAUGGACUGUUACACGGCCAACUGGAACCCGCUGGGCGAGGAGACCUUCUACCGCAAGUUCGAGCUGUACACCAUGGAGUGGAGCCUAAAGGAGGACCUGCGGGACUGCAUGGUGGCGGCCGCCCCGUAUGGAGGACCCAUAGCUCUGCUGAAGAACAACACCCGCAAGGAGAAAUCCCCCAGCGCCCGCCCACUGCUGGAGAUCUACUCUGCCUCGGGGCUUCUCCUGGCCAGCAUGCCGUGGAAGAGCGGCCAGCUGGUGCAGCUGGGCUGGACGGCCAGUGAGGACCUGCUGUGCAUCCAGGAGGAUGGCACCGUUCUCAUCUACAACCUCUUCUGCGAGUUCAUGCGCCACUUCAGCAUGGGCAAUGAGGUGCUGCAGAACCGCGUGCUGGAGGCAAAGGUCUUCCACACUGAGUACGGCACCGGUGUGGCCAUCCUCACCGGCGCACACCGCUUCUCCCUCACCACCAACAUCGAUGACCUGAAGCUGCGCAGGAUGCCCGAGGUUCCCGGUCUGCAGAAGCCGCCUUCUUGCUGGGCCGUGCUGUCCCAGGAUAGAGUCACCAUCGUCUUGCUGGCGGUCGGACAGGACCUCUACCUCCUGGAUAACACUUCCUGCUCCAUGGUGACCCCCCCUGGCAUGAGCCCCUCUGCUGGCACCUAUCUGCAGAUGGCUGUGUCCUUCAACUACCGCUGCCUGGCACUCUUCACCGACACUGGCUACAUCUGGAUGGGGCUAGCCACACUGAAGGAGAAGCUCUGCGAGUUCCACAGCAGUGUCCGAUCUCCACCCAAGCAGAUGGUUUGGUGCAUGCGUCCCCGGAGCCGGCAGCGUGCUGUGGUCGUGACCUGGGACCGGCAGCUGAUGGUGGUGGGCAACUCCACGGAGUGCAUCCAAUUUGUCCUGGAUGAGGACUCCUACCUGGUGCCCGAGCUGGAUGGGGUCCGGAUCUUGUCUCGCACCUCCCAUGAGUUCCUGCACGAGAUCCCAGAGGCCAGCCAGGAGAUCUUCAAGAUUGCCUCCAUGGCCCCGGGAGCACUUCUGCUGGAGGCACAGAAGGAGUAUGAGAAGGAGAGCCAGAAGGCAGACGAGUACUUGCGGGAGAUCAAGGACCAGAAGCUGCUCCCGGAGGCGGUGAGCCAGUGCAUUGAGGCAGCCGGCUACGAGCAUGAGCCGGACACCCAGAAGUCGCUGCUGAGGGCAGCGUCCUUUGGGAAGUGCUUCAUCGACAAGUUCCCCCCGGAGAGCUUCGUGCGCAUGUGCCAGGACCUGCGGGUGCUCAACGCCAUCCGGGACUACCAAAUCGGCAUCCCCCUCACCUUCACCCAAUACAAGCGGCUCACUGUUGAGGUCCUGUUGGACAGGCUGGUCCUGCGGCGGCUCUACCCCCUGGCCAUCAGAAUCUGCGAGUACCUGCGCCUCUCGGAGAUCCAGGGUGUCAGCCGCAUCCUGGCCCACUGGGCCUGCUACAAGGUGCAGCAGAAGGACAAGUCUGAUGAGGAGGUGGCCCAUGCCAUCAACCAGAAGCUGGGUGACACACCGGGCAUCUCCUACUCUGAGAUUGCUGCCCGGGCUUAUGACUGCGGCAGGACAGAGCUUGCCAUCAAGCUGCUGGAGUACGAGCCACGCUCUGGGGAGCAGGUCCCGCUGCUGCUGAAGAUGAAGCGGAGCAAGCUGGCCCUCAGCAAAGCCAUUGAGAGUGGGGACACUGACCUGGUCUACGCUGUCGUGCUCCACCUGAAGAACGAGCUGAAUCGUGGCACCUUCUUCAUGACGCUGCAGAACCAGCCGGUGGCCCUGAGCCUGUACCGCCAGUUUUGCAAGCACCAGGAGCGGGAGACGCUGAAGGACCUGUAUAACCAGGACGACAAUCACCAGGAGCUUGGCAACUUCCACGUCCACUCCAGCUACUCGGAGAAGCGCAUUGAAGGGCGAGUGGGAGCUCUGCAGAAUGCCCUGGACGAGUACUACAAAGCCAAAAAUGAGUUCGCUGCCAAGGCCACAGAGGAUCAGAUCAAGCUCUUGCGGCUCCAGCGACACCUCCAGGAGGACUUUGACAAGCCCUAUCUCGACCUCUCGCUCCAUGACACUGUCUCCAACCUCAUCCUGGACGGCCACCACAAGCGAGCCGAGCAGCUCUACCGCGAGUUCAAGAUCCCCGACAAGAGGUACUGGUGGCUGAAGAUCAGCGCCCUGGCCAACCGUGGGGACUGGGAGGAGAUGGAGAAGUUCUCCAAGAGCAAGAAGUCGCCCAUUGGGUACCUGCCCUUUGUGGAGAUCUCGGUGAAGCACCACAACCGCUACGAGGCCAAGAAGUAUGCGCCCCGCGUGACCCCCGAGCAGCGUGUCAAAGCCUUCGUCCUGGUGGGGGACCUGGACCAGGCGGCCGACGCUGCCAUUGAGCACAAGAAUGAGACCGAGAUGAAUUUUGUCCUGUCCAAGUGCACUGCCAGCACCGACACCGCCGUGGCCGAGAAGCUGAACCGGGCUCGAGCCCAGCUCCUGAAGAAGUGAGCCCCAGCCCGGGGGGCCCUGCCCUGGCCUCUUGCCUACCAUGCACUCCAGGGGGGCUCUGUCCCCCCAGUCCUGCCACUUGAACCACUCCGGGCUUCCCAGCCCUUUGCCCCCAGUCCAGGCUCCCCUCCCCCUCACUGUGGGGGCGAGGGUGGGGGGACAGAAGGGUGUCUGUGCCCUGGGCCGGUGCAGGGGGCACCCUGGCAGCGCCCCCCUUGCAGCUGCUCCGAGGUCUUCCUCGCUGGCUGCAAAACGCAGCGGCGGGACCCCCCCAGUGCCGGUGCAGCCUCUGCCCAGCUGCGGGCAGGUGGCUCCCAGCCCCCUGCCUGGUUCAAUAAAGAGAAGAGCUCGCUGUCCUGCC
Molecule: messenger RNA, 2949 nt
Organism: Falco peregrinus (peregrine falcon)
Lineage: Eukaryota; Metazoa; Chordata; Aves; Falconiformes; Falconidae
Gene: VPS16
Product: VPS16 core subunit of CORVET and HOPS complexes
Exons: 24
Coding region: 72-2588 (838 amino acids)
Biological process (GO): vacuole fusion, non-autophagic; intracellular protein transport; endosomal transport
Cellular component (GO): HOPS complex; lysosomal membrane; endosome
Molecular function (GO): actin binding
Source: RefSeq, a predicted model, not a curated record